CGCCCUCAAGUUCGUGGUGCUGCAGGGGCAGGGUCGCAGGGCGCAAUUACGAAGGAAACUGCGAAAGCUAAUAACGCAGGAGACGUUGUAGUCUGUAUCACCGGGGCUUUGCUGUUCGUAAGUAUUUGCAUCAUUGGGCAGAGUUGGCUUCAUUUGGCUGAGGUUCAGAGGAGUAUUAAAUCGAUCUUCUAAAUCUCAAAGCCAAGAAAAAUAGAACGUUAAAUAAAUUUUUAGGGUUUCUAGUUUUCAUGGCUUCUCAUUCGCAUCUGGACGAUGAGGAUGAUUUCGGUGGCGAUUAUCCCGGAACUCAUAGCAGGCGUUCAGGGAACAAGAGGAGUUUCGGUGAUCUUGACGACGACGAAGAUGAUUUUUUUGGGUCCAAAAAGGGAAAUUCCAAAUUAGAAGAAACUGCACCUGGUGUGGCCACAGGAAUGAUUUUAUCCCUUCGCGAAAGUCUACAAAGCUGUAAGGAUACACUCGCAACGUGCCAGACGGAGCUUGAAGCAGCAAAAUCAGAGAUUCAAAAGUGGCAUUCCGCAUUUCAGAAUGAACCUGCUAUUCCAGCCGGAACAUCUCCAGAACCUGGAUUAGUGGUUAGCUAUCUUCAUACCCUAAAAGCCUCUGAAGAGUCAUUCAAAGAUCAGCUUGAAAAGGCAAAGAAAAAGGAAGCUGCAUUCAUUGUAACGUUUGCGAAACGUGAGCAGGAGAUCGCAGAAUUGAAGUAUGCAGUUCGUGAUCUGAGGGCACAAUUGAAGCCACCAUCAAUGCAGGCAAGGAGAUUAUUACUUGAUCCAGCUAUACAUGAGGAGUUUACACGUUUAAAGAAUUUGGUCGAGGAGAAGGAGAAGAAAGUGAAAGAGUUGCAGGAUAAUGUUGCUGCUGUAAAUUUUACGCCACAAAGUAAGAUGGGGAAGAUGCUAAUGGCCAAAUGUAGGACUCUACAGGAGGAGAAUGAGGAGAUUGGAACGAUGGCUUCUGAGGGAAAGAUCCAUGAGUUAUCAAUGAAACUUGCUUUGCAGAAAUCCCAAAAUGCUGAAAUCCGAAGCCAAUUUGAAGGAUUAUAUAACCAGAUGGAAGGAUUGACAAAUGACAUGGAAAAAUCUAAUGAAAUGGUGCUUAUUUUACAACAAAAAAUAGAAGAGAAGGAUUCCGAGGUUCGAAGACUGAGGGAUGAACUGUCCCAUAAAGAACCGGCGGUAGAGGAUAAUGUUGAGGCUGCUGGUGAUAAGAAAGUGAGUGAUGUUAAUUCUGGCGAAGCUGGAAAUUGAGAUUUACAUGUAGCAAUAGGAACUGAUUAGUUUUAUGUUGUACAUUUGAAAUUUUGCCUGAAUUGUGCUCUAUUACCUUCAUUGCAAACUUUUUUAGAAUAAAUCUGAGCUUGCGUUCCCCAAUCAAUUGUUGUGGAAUCAC
This is a messenger RNA of Telopea speciosissima, 1410 nucleotides long. Its product is annotated as FKBP12-interacting protein of 37 kDa-like. The coding region runs from base 249 to 1268 and encodes 339 amino acids. The record is from RefSeq and is a predicted model, not a curated record. Gene Ontology annotation, biological process: regulation of alternative mRNA splicing, via spliceosome. Gene Ontology annotation, cellular component: nucleus. NCBI's taxonomy places the organism in Eukaryota, Viridiplantae, Streptophyta, Magnoliopsida, Proteales, Proteaceae. The transcript has 14 exons.